Molecule: messenger RNA, 927 nt
Organism: Scedosporium apiospermum
Lineage: Eukaryota; Fungi; Ascomycota; Sordariomycetes; Microascales; Microascaceae
Exons: 3
Coding region: 1-927 (308 amino acids)
Source: RefSeq, a predicted model, not a curated record
AUGCCGGAGGUGAGGAAAACAACAACAGAAGUGCCCGAUAUCACACUUUUUCGGGGUUGGGCUGACUCCGGAAAUCACGUCUGGUCUCCGUUCGUGAUUAAGCUGGAGGCCCGACUUCGGUUCGCCGGAGUCAAGUAUACAACCGACUCUGGUUCUCCUCUGGCGGCCCCGAAAGGAAAGAUUCCCUACAUCGAGCUCCGGGGACAGGAUAUCUCGUCUUUUGUUGACUCCGGUGGCGAGAUCAAGAGUUCCGAAUGGGCCAUUCGCACUGGCGAUGACGGCUCGCACAUAGCGAGCCUGGGUGACUCUGCACUCAUCAUCAAGGCGCUUACGGCGCCAGGACUGCUCCCAGAUAUCAAUGAGAGGCUGUCACCUGAAACAAAGUGUCACGAUAUGGCGCUACGGGCGCUACUAGAAGACAAGCUCUAUUUCUACCAUGUCCGUUUUUGCUCCUCUCUGCAGUUCCCUCCCCACUGUGCCUCCCUGACAAGAGAACGCUGGGUUGACAACUACUACACAAUGCGUGACCACGCCCUUUGGAGCAUCCCUUAUCCCAUCCGUGUUGUGGUGGGCAUUCUAGCCUAUAGAAAGCACACUGCCAUGCUUCACGGGCAAGGGACCGGUCGUUUCAAUGGUCAAGAGGUGAAGCGGUUCAAAACUGAGAUCUGGCAGACCAUAGACGGCCUCCUUCGGGCCUCGAAAAGCGCCGUCAAGGACAAUGGCGAGCCUUUCUGGGCGCUUGGGGGAGAUGGCCCGACGGAGGCGGAUGCAACUCUGUUUGGAUUCGUGGUUUCGGUGUUGAUUUGCACUGCCGGGCCGGAGUCGCGAGAGAUAAUUCGAGCUUUCCCCACUGUCACCGAGUACGCACAGCGAAUACACGACAAGUACUUCCCCGACUACCACAAAUGGGAAGAGCCCCGUACCUAG